UGACUCGGACUCCCGACUAUGAUUCAACCUGCAAUUAGAGUGGCAUAUUCCCGAGUCGGCAGUCAGGGUCCGCCGGUGCUUUGCUGUGAUUGCUUGAAUCCUAGUCGGGAGUCCGAGUCAGUAGUCGAGUCAAGUCGGGAGUCUGUAGUCUGAUACGGGCUUUACGCAUGUAGAUGCGCGACGUCGAUUACAACGCGAGUCGUACUCGAGAAUCGGUCGACUCAGGGCCAGAGUACCAUGUCAUGGAAGUGUUCGGAAUUGAUUCCGAUCUAAAUUAUUUCCAAGAUUUCUAUGGUGUUUUCUAGGGGAAGCGGAACCAUUCCGAUUGGAAUCUAUUCCGAAAAAUUCCAUAAUACGUGGCCAGGGUACCAUGUCAUGGAAGUGUUCGGUAUUGAUUCCGAUCUAAAUUAUUCAAUUAUUUCCUAGAUUUCUACGGUGUUUUCUAGGGGAAACAGAGCAGCUCCGAUCGAAAUCCAUUCCGAAUUUCGUUUUCAUUUUCAUUAAAAAAACAUUUUCACGACAGGUACCUGAGCAGAAAGAUUGUCGUAAAAGUUUACGAUUCCAUACGACGCAAGUUAAUGUCGGAAGUCAACGUAUGACGCUCGCGAUCAUCUUUCUGCUCUCAAGUGUCACUCCUCCCGAGAUCUCGAUACUCUUGAUCGCGCGCGACCGAUCGGCGCCGAGCGGCGACGCGGGCGCUAUUGCGAGCCAGUUCGUAGGACCUCUAUUAUGCGCCGUCUCUCCUUAUCGCGCGCGAUCUUCCCGGUCUGACACACACGCCCGUGGCGCGCGUAUGGCGUGCCAUUGUGCCGGCGGGCAGGAGUAACGCUCGUGUCACUCCGCGCGUAACGCGAGCGUUCGCCUCCGCGACUCGAGUGGAGCUAGGAUGGACGUGCCGCGAUGGAUAUAGGCGGCCAGUCAGCGUAGUAGACGACUGCAGGUCGUCCAGAUCGGCCGGCACGCUCGCGAUCAUCCCCGAGUAAGAGAAAUCGGCCGCGAUGGCCACGACGGCGUCAACGGAGAAGAUGAACCUGGACAAGGAUUCUGAUCUGCCGAAGAAGAAGCUCAUCAACACGAACCUGAUAUCGCUCAAGUUUCUUCUGUUCAUCUUUUUCGGAGGUAUCGGCUGUCUCUUCCCGUUUCUUCCGCUGCACAUGGAGAAGGCGGGACUGAGCAUCGAGAACGUCAGGUUCGUGUCGAUGAUCUCGCCGGCGAUAGCGAUACUAGGGCCGCUAAUAGCAGGACCGAUCGCCGACAAGCUCGCCGCCCGCCAGAGCAAAAAUGACAAAUCGUCGACCGGUCGCUACCUCCGCGUGAUGAUCGCCGUCGCCUGCAUCUUCUCGGCGUUCUUCUACGCGCUGCUGAUGCUGGUGCCCACGGUGGACUGCUCGCUACCGUCCGGGAAGGGUCCGGAUCUUAAAUUCAACUGCGAUCGGCACGGAGCGAUUGUGCGGCAAGAGAGAUGUGAGAACCGUUUCGGCUGCCAUCGCUGGGUCGACGAUGACAGCGGUGUGGGUGCUAUGCUGCUGAAAAAUUGCGUCUACGCCUGCUACCCGAUCGGCUGGCGACGGUGGCACCCGGAGCUGACCGCGCGCACGACGACGUUCCGGAAUAACGCCGACGUUGAGGCAGACCUCUUCGACGGCAGUGGCGAGACCACCGUGGCGCCAUUGGACAGUGAACUCUACGCGCAGGAGACUCGUGACGAGACGAAAAAAGCCCGUCGUUACGUCAUGAUAGAGAACGAGCCGCCGCAUCUGUGCUUCAAGGACGAGAACGACAACGUUGUCUGUCACGUUUACACAGAGUACUCGGGCACGCUACCAGUGAACGGUAGCCUCGGUCAGGCAUUGAAUCCCGAAAACGAGGACGAAUGGUGCGCGUAUCCCGUGGCCGAGUAUUUCGCCUGUCGCAUACCGUCCGAGCUGGAAGUUAAGAUGGUCCCGUUCAAUAAGACUUGCUCCAUAGAAUGCGACCUGGUCAAUCCGUACACCCUCCCGGGCGGCGUGCUGGUGGAAAGCCAAUGCCAGCGUACCGGAGAUUGGACGGAAGCGGCGUUCUGGAUGUAUUUGUUCGUGCGCUCGGUCGCGGAUAUUUUCCCGACGACCGCCGUCGCCCUGAUCGACGCGGCGGUGGUGAUCGCGACCAGGGAGACGUCGUGCGGUCGCGGCGACGUGGGACGCCAGUUGGCCUUCGGCUCCCUUGGUUUCGCCCUGCUGGGACCGCUGACUGGCUAUCUGAGCGUUCUGACGAGCGGCAUCGGGCCGGCUUACUGGCUGCCGCUCGUCCUGCACGCAGCGUUAAUGAUCCUCGCGGCUAUCGUCGCUCUGUCGGCGGACGGCAUGCCGCUCAGUCCGCCGGAAUGGUGGUGGCACACGAGAAGCGGCAUGCUGGCCCUGCCGAUGAGCGCCGUCAAGAGAUACGGCAGCGAGACCGCCGCUCUAUUCUUCGUCCUGCUAGUCAUGGGGACCUUUUGGGGCGCGAUGGACAGCUACCUACCUUUGCAUCUGCUAUUGCUGGGGGGCGAUGAACUUUCCAUCGGUGUCGCUAUGACGGUCGGAGCGGUACCUGCGUUCCUGUUCCUCUGGAAAUCCGAGCAUCUUGUAGAUUACUGCGGACACAGUAACCUUCUCAUCACUGCCUUCACGGUGUACAUAAUCAGGUACACCGUACUGAGUUUCGUAUCUGAGCCUUGGUGGUCCCUAAUCUCUGAAGCUUUAGAAGUAUUCACCCUAGGAAUAAUGUGGGUUACUGCCAUUCUCUACCUGAGACACUUGGUACCGCGUCAUUUGACUGUGACUGCCCAAGCGCUGCCUGUGAUAGCUCACUUUUGCGUCGGUCGGUGUCUCGGAGCCGUAAUCGGCGCUUAUAUCAAUUUCGGCGACAAGGACAUAGUGGAGUCGCUGAGAUUCGUGUUUCGUUGUAUGGCGGUAGCGGCGGCCAUCGUUGCCGGCCUGUAUUUCGUCUUGUAUCAUGGUCUACUGAAGCCGAGAUGUCAUGCACAUACCAUCCAGGGUCCACGUCAACCACCCACAAUCGUGCAAGCUGCCAUAAGAGAUUACGAACUGACGAUGAACGGAAAUGGAAAUUACACGCCGCUGAGAGUGUACCAUAAUGGAAUGGGCAAAAAGGGUCAAUUUCGAUACUGAGAUGUUACAUGCAAACGAAUGAAGAGUUCCAGGAACAACACUGCAACAAUGAUUCUACAAUGCAACGUUUAAGUGUCAUCAGCGACGAAGUGCCGACGAUGUGUGCUCUCGUAUUUUACGUUGCAUCGCAUUUAUCGUUAAUUUGUUAAUUUAAGUUGACUCGAUAUUAUCGUUUCUGUUUCUUAACAUUAUUAUUUAAAUGAACCAUUAUCACAAAGACUACUACUUGCUCAAGCACGUUCUACGAGCUAUAUCAUCAGUUUCUAUAUUUGUAACAUAAAAGUGUACCAACGACAGUGAGCAACAUAAUGCGAAUCUUUCGUGCAUCGCGGUAAUAAAGAGAGAGAUAAGAAAACCUUUUUUAUGUACAAAACGUCCACGAAAAGUUACAAAUGUCUAAUAUUUAAUUUUAUAUAUAAAAUUUAUUUAUUUUUUUUUAAAUACAAUUGCUACGUUCGUAAAACUCUUGAGAUAUGUACAAUUAAAAAAUGGACAGUUUCCUUUGAUAAAACCAUUAACAGCGAGACUUACAUGCGUCUUCACAUGUAAUAUAAAUCGAAUAAGUAUCAAUAAAAGUAAAAUGUCUGUUUGACUGGACAAAUGUUACGUUUCUGUGAAUUGAUAUAUAUGUAUACAAGAAAAAUGAAAUAAAAAUACGUUGGAGAGAAACGUUA
Molecule: messenger RNA, 3823 nt
Organism: Vollenhovia emeryi
Lineage: Eukaryota; Metazoa; Arthropoda; Insecta; Hymenoptera; Formicidae
Exons: 11
Coding region: 999-3149 (716 amino acids)
Cellular component (GO): membrane
Source: RefSeq, a predicted model, not a curated record